Phalacrocorax carbo (great cormorant) is the source of this 2395-nucleotide messenger RNA. The record is from RefSeq and is a predicted model, not a curated record. NCBI's taxonomy places the organism in Eukaryota, Metazoa, Chordata, Aves, Suliformes, Phalacrocoracidae.
GAGGAGGGGGAGGAGGAGGAGACUCGCCCGGCAGCGCCCCGGCCCGCGCGGGCUCCCCGCACCGCCGCCGCGCUGACACCGGUUCGGCAGCUCCGGCUCUUCUUCCGGAACUGUUCCUGCCUUGCUGGCGCUGGAUCCAGGCUUUAACCCUUGCUGGAGCUGUUGGGGUGCAGCUGGGUCCUCCCAGCACAGCACCAGGGAUGGUCUUGGAGGCCUGCAGAUGACAUCAUCCAGAUGACCUCAUGUGGAUGACAUGUAGACGUUGCUGCCUCCAGUGUGCUGACAGAGGUGCCCUGGGCCAGCCUGGUGCCUGCUGCAGUGCCAAGGUGGAACAAGGUCCCUGGGCGGAGGUGCUGCUCCGAUGGUGAUGGCCAUGCCCUAGGGGAGACCUGCCAUGAGCCAAAGUGGGGCCUCGCGCCUGGCCGGCUCCCCGCCACUGCCAGGGGGCUCACUGCUGGCCCUGCUGGCCCCCGAGCCCUCCCCAUCCCCCCCCAGUGGGACACCCUCGCCCGGUCCCCCCCCAGCAUUGCUGGAAGGGGACUGGGAAGGGCGGGAGGAGCUGCGGCUGCGGGAGCUGGAGGAGGCGCGGGCGCGGGCGGCCCAGAUGGAGAAGACAAUGCGAUGGUGGUCAGACUGCACGGCUAACUGGCGGGAGAAAUGGAGCAAGGUGCGGGCCGAGCGCAACCGGGCCCGCGAGGAGGUGCGGCAGCUGCGGCAUCGCCUGGAGGCCCUCACCAAGGAGCUGGCUGGUCUGCGCCGCGACCGCGACCGGCUGGAGGAGCGCCCACCACCCGCCCACCCGCCGGCACGGCUCCAUGGCCGGCCCACCGCCAGCAGCCCACCCGACGCUGACGGGGUGGAGGGAGAGGCUGACCCUGAGCAUGAGCCAGUGCGGGAUGUGGGGGCUGAGGCACCCCAAAAAGCCAAGAGUCUGGUGGAGGAUCGCCUGCGUGGCAGUCGCGGCGAGGAGCUGGAGCUGAUGGAAAAUAUCUUGACAAGCAAGCAGGAUGAGAGCUGGGAGCAGCGGGGCCCCCGGGCCUCCUUUGCCCGCCAGGAACGGAGCCGCCUCCUCUGGGAGGACGUCAGUGUCAUGGAGGAGGAUGCCACCAAAGUCACCGCCCUGAAGCUGAGGCUGGAUGAGUCCCAAAAAGUGCUGCUCAAGGAGCGGGAGGACAAGCUGGCACUCAGCAAGAACAUUGAGAAGCUGGAGGGCGAGCUCAGCCAGUGGAAGAUCAAGUAUGAGGAGCUCAACAAGAACAAGCAGGAGGUGAUGAAGCAGCUCAACAUUCUGAAGGAGAUCCACCAGGAUGAGCUGGGGCGCAUCUCCGAGGACUUGGAGGAUGAGCUGGGUGCUCGCUCCAGCAUGGACAAGAAACUGGCCGAACUGCGUGUGGAGAUGGAGCGGCUGCAGGCGGAGAACGCGGCCGAGUGGGGCCGGCGGGAGCGACUGGAGACAGAGAAGCUCAACCUGGAGCGGGAAAACAAGAAGCUGCGGGCGCAGAUCGAGGACCUGGAGGAGGUGCUGGCUCGCAAGCGGCGCCAGACGGCCAGCGCCCUGGACGCGGACCUCAAAACCAUCCAGGCUGAGCUCUUUGAGAAGAACAAGGAGCUGGCUGACCUGAAGCAUAUCCACGCCAAGCUGAAGAAGCAGUACCAGGAGAAGAUGGCUGAGCUGGCCCAUGCCAACCGCCGCGUGGAACAACAUGAGGGCGAAGUGAAGAAGCUGCGCCUGAGGGUGGAGGAGCUGAAGAAGGAGCUGGCUCAAGCCGAGGACGAGCCCCAUCCCAUCCUGCAGCUGGAUGAGGCCCACAACCAGACACGAAAGCUGCAGCGGUCGCUGGACGAGCAGACAGAGCAAAGCGAGAGCUUCCAGGUGCAGCUGGAGCAUCUGCAGUCCCGGCUGCGGCGGCAGCAGAGCACCCCGCUCUUCGGCAAGAUGCGCAGCGCCCGCUUCGGCCCUGAUGAUGCUGGGGAUGGCACCAGCGACCCCGAUGAGGAUGAGGACUUGCAGAUCCAAGUGCCCUAGAGCCCAGGGCCAGGUGCCACCGCUGCGGGGACAUCGCAUGGCCCGGCCUUGCAGUGACCCUCGUAUAGAUGGGGAAACUGAGACAUGGAGCGGCAGGAAUGAACUUGCCCAGGGAUGCUCCAAGCCCACUGCCUCUCAGACGGUAUCCGAUGCACCUCGGCCACCAGCAUUUCCUGGGACACAGAUGUGGCCACCCAAGCCAGUAUCACUGAGCAGCCCAGGAGGAGGAAGCACAGGGCAGAGAGGGGCACUGACCCCUGCAGCUAGUCACGCUCUGCUGCCCACAUUUUUAUAGAUAUAUAUAUAUGUAUGUAUUUGUAUAUGAUUUUUUUAAUUAUAAAUACAGAGCCCAGAGGGGCCCAGCCUCUG